Molecule: messenger RNA, 3815 nt
Organism: Mandrillus leucophaeus (drill)
Lineage: Eukaryota; Metazoa; Chordata; Mammalia; Primates; Cercopithecidae
Gene: LARGE1
Product: like-glycosyltransferase
Exons: 15
Coding region: 197-2467 (756 amino acids)
Biological process (GO): protein O-linked glycosylation via mannose
Molecular function (GO): glucuronosyltransferase activity; xylosyltransferase activity
Source: RefSeq, a predicted model, not a curated record
AACUUAUCCCGAAGCUCCAAAGCAAACGUCUUUUACUUCUUCGCCGGGGACGCUGCUGUGCCACCGCUGCCUCCCUUUCGCAUUCUGCUGGGCUCCGUCAGCCGCUGAGAUUAGAAAGUAUUAUGAGGGAGGCCGAGGACUUCAUGCUCCGGACAGAGAAACGGCUCUGGGAUUAGGGAUUGCCACUUCCGAGAGGAUGCUGGGAAUCUGCAGGGGGAGACGGAAAUUCUUGGCUGCCUCGUUGAGUCUUCUCUGCAUCCCAGCCAUCACCUGGAUUUACCUGUUUUCUGGGAGCUUCGAAGAUGGAAAGCCCGUGUCUCUGUCUCCGCUGGAGUCCCAGGCGCACAGCCCCAGGUACACAGCCUCCAGCCAGCGGGAGCGUGAGAGCCUGGAGGUGCGCAUGCGCGAGGUGGAGGAGGAGAACCGCGCCCUCCGCAGGCAACUCAGCCUGGCCCAGGGCCGAGCCCCAGCCCAUCGCCGAGGCAAUCACUCCAAGACCUACUCCAUGGAGGAGGGCACUGGAGACAGCGAGAACCUUCGGGCUGGCAUCGUGGCAGGCAACAGCUCCGAGUGUGGGCAGCAGCCGGUCGUGGAGAAAUGCGAGACAAUCCACGUUGCUAUUGUCUGCGCCGGAUACAAUGCCAGCCGGGAUGUCGUCACCCUGGUCAAAUCCGUCCUGUUCCAUAGACGGAACCCUCUGCACUUCCACCUUAUUGCCGACUCCAUUGCGGAGCAGAUCCUGGCCACGCUCUUCCAGACCUGGAUGGUGCCCGCCGUGCGUGUGGACUUCUACAAUGCAGACGAGCUCAAGUCUGAAGUUUCCUGGAUCCCCAAUAAACAUUACUCUGGGAUUUAUGGUCUGAUGAAGCUUGUGCUGACCAAGACUCUUCCUGCCAACCUGGAGAGAGUCAUCGUCCUUGACACGGAUAUCACCUUUGCCACCGACAUUGCAGAGCUGUGGGCUGUGUUCCACAAGUUCAAAGGUCAGCAAGUCCUGGGCUUGGUGGAGAACCAGAGUGACUGGUACCUUGGAAACCUGUGGAAAAAUCACCGCCCAUGGCCAGCCCUUGGAAGGGGCUACAACACAGGGGUGAUCCUGUUACUUCUGGAUAAGCUGCGGAAGAUGAAAUGGGAGCAGAUGUGGAGGCUGACCGCAGAGAGGGAGCUCAUGGGCAUGCUGUCUACAUCCUUAGCUGACCAGGAUAUUUUCAAUGCCGUCAUCAAACAAAACCCCUUCCUUGUGUACCAGCUCCCCUGCUUCUGGAAUGUGCAGCUGUCGGACCACACCCGCUCCGAGCAGUGUUACAGAGACGUGUCUGAUCUAAAGGUCAUUCACUGGAACUCCCCCAAGAAGCUCCGGGUGAAGAACAAGCACGUGGAGUUUUUUCGCAACCUCUACCUGACUUUCCUGGAGUAUGACGGCAAUCUUCUGAGGCGGGAACUGUUUGGCUGCCCCAGUGAGGCUGAUGUCAACAGUGAAAACCUCCAGAAGCAGCUGUCUGAGCUGGACGAGGACGACCUGUGCUAUGAGUUCCGGCGAGAGCGCUUCACUGUCCACCGUACCCACCUGUACUUCCUGCACUACGAGUACGAGCCUGUGGCAGACAGCACGGACGUCACCCUGGUCGCUCAGCUGUCCAUGGACAGGCUCCAGAUGCUGGAGGCCAUCUGCAAGCACUGGGAGGGGCCCAUCAGCCUGGCCCUCUACCUGUCAGACGCCGAGGCCCAGCAGUUCCUCCGCUAUGCUCAGGGCUCCGAGGUGCUUAUGAGCCGCCACAACGUGGGCUACCACAUCGUGUACAAGGAGGGCCAGUUCUACCCUGUGAACCUGCUGCGCAACGUGGCCAUGAAGCACAUCAGCACUCCCUACAUGUUCCUGUCUGACAUUGACUUCCUGCCCAUGUAUGGGCUCUAUGAGUACCUCAGGAAGUCUGUCAUCCAGCUCGACCUUGCCAACACCAAGAAAGCAAUGAUCGUCCCCGCAUUCGAGACGCUGCGCUACCGGCUCUCCUUCCCCAAGUCGAAGGCGGAGUUGCUGUCAAUGCUGGACAUGGGGACCCUCUUCACAUUCAGGUACCACGUCUGGACGAAAGGCCACGCACCCACAAACUUCGCCAAGUGGCGGACCGCCACCACGCCUUACCGGGUGGAGUGGGAGGCCGAUUUUGAGCCGUAUGUUGUCGUGAGACGCGACUGCCCGGAGUACGACCGGAGGUUUGUAGGCUUCGGCUGGAACAAAGUGGCGCAUAUCAUGGAACUGGAUGUGCAGGAGUAUGAAUUCAUUGUGCUGCCUAACGCCUACAUGAUCCACAUGCCCCAUGCCCCCAGCUUCGACAUUACCAAGUUCCGUUCCAACAAGCAAUACCGCAUCUGUCUCAAAACCCUCAAGGAAGAGUUUCAGCAGGACAUGUCCCGCCGCUAUGGCUUUGCUGCCCUGAAAUAUCUCACAGCCGAGAACAACAGCUAGCACCAAGACGCCCACCACUAGGGGGAGACAUGCUGCAGGGGAAGUGCCACUCGCUGUUUGGGGCCCAGCCUUCAAAUUCAAAAUUGAGCCAUGCUUUUUUGGUUUGUUUUUAUUUAUCUCUUUGGCCCAGCCAAGCUGCCCUCACUACAGAGACCUUGCACAAGGAUCCAGCCAGUCUGUCUCUGCCCCACAACCCUGCAUUCCCAGAGGUUAGAUAUGCAGCCCACCUAGAUGAGUCUCUUCAAGAAUGGGAAAUCAAGGGGUGAGAGGGAGUAAAAGGGUUUUCAUCUUACUGCAAAGCCACAAGAUCAAGGCAGGGCUUUAGGAUGUUCUGGUUGCUUUUUAAUAAUUAUACUUCGCAUCAUAACUAGGGAGAAAGGGAAGUCAGGGUGCUAGGGGUUAUUCGUCCCAGGAAAUAGAAGCGAAAUUGUCUUUGUUUAGUGGAAACUUUCCCCUUUGCCCUGCAAUGUAGUUGGGCAUUCAAACGGAGGGGAAACCAAUGACCUGAACCAACCACAUGGAAAAACCCAAUGGGGACAUCGUAGCCAGGGGGUCCUGGAGGUGAGGUCAAUGGGUUUCCUUAUCCCCAAAGUCACUCCUGUUUUGUUUUUAUUUGUUUUUCUUUGGGGAUUUUGUUUGUUUAUUUUGGGGACUGGCAAUCCAAAACAGAAAAUCUGAUCCUUUGAGGCUCUGCAGGAAAAUCAGCUGCCUCUACCAAUCACCCUCUAUCAGCAGUGGCCCGGGAAGGAGAUCAACCAUCUUCGGCCAAUAUUGAAACAUGGGCAGCUUCCUUCAGGAUGAUCACCGAGGCUCCCGUGACUUUGAACUCCCUACUGUCCAGAAUCCAGGGGCCACGAUGGGGACUGCGGAAUUACGAGGGCUGACUGUUUUACACCGGUCACAUUUUCUAUUGGCAGUGACUGAUUCAUGGGAAAGGGCUUUGAAGGAACUAUUUCAGUGCACACGCAAGGUACGAACCUCUCAGGCCUUUAGAAGAACUUUAAUAACUCAUGCAAGCCCAGUUCUGAAGAUCAACGUAUCCAUCUAGAGACCUACAGGAAGAACGCGAUUGGGUUCCUCUGGUUCUUGCCUGCUUCACUGUGGAUGGGAAGAGGUGACAACCUCAGUCUCCCUUUGGGACUUGGCCAAGGGUAGGCAACCACCUUCACCUUCACACAGAUUGAGGAGACACUGGACUUUUUACCCAUUUUCUUUAAUCUUCAAUAUUAAUGUUGUGUUUACAUUGAUGAGAACGAGAGUUAAUGCCCUACCCUCUGCUGGGCUGUUUGUAUUGAGUUGCAAUGUGACCAGCGAAAGCUGCAUUUAAUAAAUGAAAGUACAGACUGUU